AUGUCACAAAUGCAAAAAGAAUUGGCAGCGAAAUGGUCAAAAUUGUCAGAGGACAUUGACGCGCAGCAAGAUGAAACAGACGAGGCUGCCGACGGGCUCGGAGUACUUGGCGGAAGAAACACGACGCGCACGACGCCAACCCAAUACACCCCACUCAGCGGCCAAGGGUACUUCAGCGAAGCACUGCAAGUGGAGACGACGCCGGGGUGUGUGUUCCGCGUGUACUACACUCCACCACAGCACGACAGUCCUGUUUUUGUUUUCCACCAAGGCGCUGGCUAUGCUGGACUAUCUUUCGCCUGUCUUGCAAAAGAACUGUGGCGGCUUAGUGGGGGGAGAGUGGGCACGCUUGCUUUCGACGCACGCGCACAUGGCAAGACAAGUAUAAAAGACGGUGAUGAAUUCGACGAGUAUGAUUUGUCACUCGAUACACUCACAAAUGACCUCACUAGCAUUCUUGAGAGGGUGUUUACUGGGAGCCACAAGAAUAAAUUCAUUCUAGCCGGUCAUAGCAUGGGCGGGAGCGUGUGUGCGCACGCAGUCGCACCCGUCUCGGAGCGUAUCGGUGAAGUCAUCGGGCUAUGCAUACUGGAUGCAGUAGAAGGCACGGCUAUUGAAGCACUUCCGGCAAUGGCGGGGAUUUUGAAAGGUAAUCCAGCCUCAUUCUCGUCGUUGAGCGAUGCUAUUGUUUGGCAUAUCCAUCACAAGAUAAUUCGCAAUACAGAAUCAGCUAGGCUGUCCGUACCUUCAAUGGUGGUAGAGAGGGAGGGGAAAUGGAUAUGGAGGACUGACUUGCUGAAGACCGAGCCGUUCUGGUUAAACUGGUUUAAAGGGCUUUCAAACAAAUUCAUUGCAGCUAAACCUUCCAAGCUGCUCGUUCUCGCCGGGGCUGAUAAACUAGAUACGCCGCUUAUGAUUGCUCAGAUGCAGGGAAAAUUCCAACUCAACGUCAUCCAGAAUGUCGGGCAUUGUCUUCAGGAGGACGAUCCUGCACGCGUCGCCCAAGUCUUGUAUGCAUUUUACGAAAGGAACUUUGGACAGUCGAUUGAUCUCUCAAAAAUAAAGAAAGUGGGACAGGUUUAG
Messenger RNA from Wallemia ichthyophaga EXF-994, 1083 nucleotides. RefSeq names its product Protein phosphatase methylesterase 1. Gene Ontology annotation, molecular function: protein methylesterase activity. Bases 1 to 1083 code for a protein of 360 amino acids. The record is from RefSeq and is a predicted model, not a curated record. The transcript is spliced from 5 exons. Gene Ontology annotation, biological process: protein demethylation. Lineage: Eukaryota; Fungi; Basidiomycota; Wallemiomycetes; Wallemiales; Wallemiaceae.